AUGGCCAUAAUAGAAAAACCAGUUAAACGAACAACAUACCACAAAGUUAAAAAAAAUAAACAAAAAUUAGAAACAACCAGCCACGAGGCUAACCAGGCAGCAAACGCUUUAAUUAAUGAAAAUGAGGACCUAAAAAAACGAACAAUCGCUCAAAAAGAAGAAAUUGACCAAAAAACCGCUGAAAUCAGCCGGUUAAGAGCCGAAAAUAAGAAAUUAGCAAAUAGAAGAAAAGAUUCCGGUUAUGAAGAAGACGAAGAAGAAAUAAUUAACAGGAUUAUUGCUGAAAAGGCCAAAAUUAAAGCCCAAAUUAAGGAAUUAGAAAAACGACCAACGGCCGAACAACUGGCUGAAACCGAGAAAAAAAUGCUUGAUGCUAAUGAGGUCAACACCAAACUCCAAAAUCAAAUUGCCAGCCUAAAAAAAGAUUACAAGCAAGCCCAGAAAAAAAAGGAAAAUGAGGUCAAAAAAUACAAGGAGGGUUAUGAUAAUUUGACCGCUCAAAUAGAGAGGAAUUUUCAAUUAAUUAAAGAAGAAAAAAAAAUAAUUGAAGAGAAAGCAGAGGAGAUAGAAGCAAAAGCGCGCGAUUUACUUUUGCGAGAGGGGGAAGUUAAUGCCAUAGAAAACGCUUUGAAAAAUGUCUUGGGAAUUGAAGAUAUUAAAGAAAAAUUGGCUGUUCAGAAUAAGGAAAUUGAAAAAAUACGGCAGGAAAAAGCAGGUUUAGAAACAAAAUUGACCGAAAAAAAUGCUGAAAUUACUGACUUGACCGAAAAAAUAACGGCCACAGAGGCUGAAUUUACCCAAAAAAGCGAAGAAUUGAAUGAAAUUAGGGCAGAGAAAAAUGAUGUGGAAAAGGCCUACAACGAGGCCAAGAGAGAAAAAACUGCUGCUGAAAAGGAACACGAAGCAGUUAAGGAAGAAUUAACCCGUGAACAAGAUGCUCAUAAGGACACCCAGAAUGCCCUAGCCGCUGAAAAGGACGCCCAUGCUCUUACUGCUGCGACUAAAAAUAAAAAGGAAAAAGAAUUAAAUGACAACCUAGAAAAAACGAGCGAACAAUUAAGCAAAGAGCAAAAGAAAACCCAAAGUCUUCAAACCAAAUGCCACGAAUUACGACAAGAAAAAUCAACCCUACAAGAUAAUUUUAACCAGCAAGAACGGGAAAAUGAAAUAUUAAUCCGCCUAAACACUGAUUUACACCACCAAUUAGAAGCAGCCCUAAAAAAUUAUCAGCAAACUAAAAAUAAACUCCAAACCAAGCAAACUGCUAACCAACAAUUAAGCCAGGAUUUAGAAAAAUUACAAGCCGAC
Messenger RNA from Racocetra persica, 1308 nucleotides. The record is from the annotation of a GenBank genome assembly. Lineage: Eukaryota; Fungi; Glomeromycota; Glomeromycetes; Diversisporales; Gigasporaceae.